CACAUGCGGUUCCAUGAUGUAACAGCAACAGUACUUAAAGCGGGGGCUUUUUUGCCUCACACCACUUCACUCUGGCACGUCUGAGCAUUGUCAAGCAAGGAGGCGGUUCAACAUUCAAAAUUAAAAUAACGGAUUUUUAAUAUGGUUUUAGGGCUUACAACAGCUGAAAUACAUUCUAUGGAAAAACAAGGUGAAAUAGUUAAAUGCGCAGCUAAGUUUAGCCAAAGAGACACCUUCAGGGAAUCCUGAUCUCCAUUUUUCUGUCCUAGUCGCUCCAGAUAAGGGGUUUUUAGGCAAAGUCCAAACAAAUAACGGCCUCAGCUGAUCCCAAGAAUUCUGAAAAUGGUUGGAUUUGGACCUGCAGAUGUGCCUCCGUCAGCUGCUGUAAAGUUUGUAGGAGCAGGAACUGCAGCCUGUAUUGCUGAUCUGCUCACUUUUCCACUGGACACAGCCAAAGUGCGGCUACAGAUUCAAGGAGAGUCUGCAGCCUCUGCACCGAUCGGGAGGGCCCCUACCUCUGUGUAUCGUGGAGUUUUUGGCACCAUCAUCACUAUGGUGCGCACAGAAGGACCACUGAGUCUGUACAGUGGACUGGUGGCAGGUCUUCAGAGGCAGAUGAGCUUUGCUUCAGUCCGGAUCGGCCUCUAUGACUCUGUCAAACAGUUUUACACCAGAGGCUCUGACCAUGUUAGCAUUGGCACUCGGCUGCUCGCAGGAGGCACCACCGGUGCCAUGGCGGUUGCUUUAGCUCAACCCACAGACGUGGUAAAAGUCCGCUUUCAGGCACAGACCAGGUCAAAUGAGCACGCCAAACGCUACUGUGGCACCAUUGAUGCGUAUAAGACCAUUGCUAAAGAAGAAGGCGUGCGUGGUCUGUGGAAAGGUACUGGUCCAAACAUCGCACGCAGUGCUAUAGUUAACUGCACAGAACUGGUGACGUAUGAUUUCAUUAAGGACAUGCUUCUCAAGUCUACUCCCUUGACAGACAACCUACCCUGCCACUUUGUGUCUGCAUUCGGGGCCGGGUUAUGCACCACAGUGAUCGCCUCUCCUGUCGAUGUGGUCAAGACAAGAUACAUGAACUCUGCUCUAGGCCAAUACAGCAGCGUCCUCAACUGUGCGGCUGUCAUGAUGACCAAAGAGGGCCCCUUUGCCUUUUACAAAGGGUUCAUGCCAUCAUUCCUCCGCCUGGGCUCCUGGAACGUAGUGAUGUUUGUGACGUACGAGCAGCUGAAACGAGCCAUGAUGGCUGCCAAUCACAACAGCCCAAUUUUAGUGUGAUUU
Molecule: messenger RNA, 1284 nt
Organism: Oryzias melastigma (Indian medaka)
Lineage: Eukaryota; Metazoa; Chordata; Actinopteri; Beloniformes; Adrianichthyidae
Product: mitochondrial uncoupling protein 2
Exons: 8
Coding region: 343-1281 (312 amino acids)
Biological process (GO): mitochondrial transmembrane transport; response to cold; mitochondrial transport
Cellular component (GO): mitochondrial membrane
Molecular function (GO): oxidative phosphorylation uncoupler activity
Source: RefSeq, a predicted model, not a curated record